AUGCCUUCUAAAAAAUACUACACAUAUUCGGAAAAAGAAAAGAUAAAUGCUAUUCAAGAGAUCAAAGACUCCAUUAUAGCAUUAGAACGUGAUGUAACAAAGAUACAUCAAAAUCUUAAAAACAUUGGCCGAGAAAUCUAUUAUCUAUAUGAUGCUAUGUCAGAUCCCUUCGAGACCACAUCAUUCUCUGAAACAUCUGAGUUCAGUUCACCCGAAGAAAUUAUAGAGGAGAUAGUUGUAACCAAAGGAAAGAAAGACAAAUGCUAUAAACCAAAAAAAAACCAAGCGAUUUAUAGUUUUAAAAUGGCAACUGAAAUAACUGGUCUAGAGGACAUUAUAGAUAGUACAAGUAAAAAUAUAAAAAAGGUUUUCCAAAAUGGCGUUAAACCUGAAGACAAGCAAGAGACAUAUCUGCCAAUCGGAUUAAUUGAAUCGGAUAAAUUAUCAUGUAUGGCUAAGAAAUCGAGGAAUAAUAGGCGCAAGACCGCAGGGCAACUGGCAUUAUCACUGUCAAGAAUAUAA
This is a messenger RNA of Funneliformis geosporum, 522 nucleotides long. The record is from the annotation of a GenBank genome assembly. NCBI's taxonomy places the organism in Eukaryota, Fungi, Glomeromycota, Glomeromycetes, Glomerales, Glomeraceae.